CGUGAUUGGCCUGUUCGCCAAGCGACUCGCUCAAUCGCCCUCUCUCUUGAGGACAUCAUCAGCCUUCAAACCAACAUAGAUUCGAUGUUCUCGGAAGAGUUAUGCCUCGCCUCUUUAGAUUGAACUCUGGCUCGAUUCAGCUCCGGAUGAGUUAACGAUGCUUGGGCGAUCGCAUUCGAUGCGAGGAUCCCUGGCCAUAAGCCAGGAAGGCAGAAUUCGAGGGAAGUAAUCGUGUAUUGUUGUAAUUUCGGAAGCUUCCUCCGGUGCGAGAGUGAGUAUCUGGAGAAUUGCGACAAGUGUCCAGAGUUUGAAGGCAUCGGAAAAUCUUGCUACAGUAUUAUACAGGAAGUGGAGGAUUAUGAGAGGACAGGUCAAGGGAUGGAGGUUUGGUUGCUUUAGAACUUGAGAAGGACAGUGGAAUUCGAUUCUGAAAUUGAUGGCAUUGGACCAAUUCUAGGUUUAUAACGUCCGGCUUCGGGCAGACAGCAACUGUGGUGAUUUUUUGGUGGGGUUCUGAUCGUUGAUUUCGUACAGGAGUACAUAUAGUUUAUGCUUAGGGAGUUAGUUAGCUGGUUGCAAUGCGGCCAUCCGGUCAGAUAAUGAGGUCUGUAGCCAGGUACUUAUCGACCCACCGGCCAUCUCCCGUCAUCACUCAGCCUUCCAUCACUUGUGAAAAUGUUGCCAAGCUGCCACGGAGAUUGGAAGAAAGUUUUCUUCGUCAGAGCAGUACUUUUGGGUCAUCAGGAGGUGGAAUUGAUACACAUUCCGUAGAAAAACUGCAGGAGUUUUGGCAAAGGGAUGCGGCCCUCGGUGCAUCUCAACAGAGGAGGGGUUUUUUGAGUGUUGGUGAUGGAGAUGAAGAGAACGACAGAUCACGGCAUCACGAAGAAACUCGCCUUAUCGGGUAUUCUCCAGAGCAGAUGUAUGCUGUUGUAGCAGCUGUUGACUUAUACGAGGAUUUUGUUCCAUGGUGUCAAAGAUCAACAAUUAUUUGGCAUAAACCUAAUGAAGCUAUGGAAGCAGAGCUUGAAAUUGGAUUCAAGUUUUUUCUGGAGCGCUAUAUUUCUCAUGUUGAACUAAAACCACCACACUUAAUUAAGACCUCCGUAUCACAAAGUACUUUGUUUGACUACCUAAUCAACGUCUGGGAGUUCAAGCCUGGACCAACACCCCACUCAUGCAAUCUGCAUUUUCUUGUCGACUUCCAGUUUCGCUCUCCUUUAUACUCAAAGGUGGCUAAUAUGUUUUUCAAUGAAGUUGCCCAACGUCUUGUUGUAUCUUUCGAAGACCGAUGUAAAACCGUGUACGGGCCGAGUCUCCAGGCUGCUGGAAAGGGUUCAUGAUUUAGCCCAUUUUUUGCAUGCUGUACAUUGCAGGAGUAAGCUAAUUAGAGGCCUUCUUCUUCUGGCACCGUCAAGCAUACUUCCUCGUUGUCUAUUGUUGUUUUGCUUGCCUUACGCAUACUCCGGUGCUAAGGUCAUUUUUCAACGCUUCCUCGCCUUUAGCCAGCGACACCGUUUGUUCCGCCUAUUUAGUACUGCAACAUCGGAAACUUCGUUACCCAUGUAUUUCUCCUUUUCACUGAUGGAGAAGUUAUUCAGACAGACGUGCCUUGUGAAAUGAAGAUCAUAUGCACUAGCAAAAUUUUCUCCUCCCUUCCACAUCAUUCCUUGUUAUCAUGAGAAAACUUGAGGUCAUUGCAUGUCGAAUGACAUUCUUGUACUGCAGCACAUUUCCAGUUCUGAAAGUUGCUGUGGAUAAUUACCCAGAACCUGAAGCAAACGGUUCUUGACACUAAGACCGGUGUCACAGUAGAGCCCUUCUCUUUCUUUUUGGAAAGUGACGCAAAGAAGAGAAGUUAAACUGUCCUUGUACUUUACAAAAGCGUGAGUGAGUUUCCUGUCUAUAUGGAGUACCGAGUUUUCGAUUAUUGUUAUACUGAAGAAUCCUUUCUAAACAAUAUAUGAUAGGUUUGAACAGUCGCACAAGUGAUUUCCUCACUUGCGCGUCAUGUUUCUCUUUCGGAAAAUGUCUUCAGCCUUUUUCUAAGGGCCCUCGAGACUUAUUAGUGUCUCGGGCCCUAACGGGAAAGUACGGAGAUUUCACUCACCUGCUUUGGGCCAACUUACAAGGCGAACAGACGAGUAUAAAAGAAGAUGAUUUGCUGUUCCACAUUCUGCUUACGUAUCCUUGGCGUUGGACUGCCGAACUGAGGGUUUUCCAGGCUUGAAGAAAUUGGUUGGUUUGACAGCGAUCACCGAUUGGCAUGGAAAGCUCAGUGCUUCUGCCACCACGAUGACUAUAUAGUGGCAUGCUUUUGAGUGUUUGCUGCAUAUUUAAUGUUUUGAACGACCAGGGCUGAGAGAAAGACGAAUUUGAACUUCUCGAUACAAAUUGAUCUCUAUUUAUCCCUGAGUCGUCGAAGAUAUCGAA
Marchantia polymorpha subsp. ruderalis is the source of this 2433-nucleotide messenger RNA. Lineage: Eukaryota; Viridiplantae; Streptophyta; Marchantiopsida; Marchantiales; Marchantiaceae. The record is from the annotation of a GenBank genome assembly.